ACCGACGUGAGCGCCCCCGGGGCGGGGUCGCUGGAGGCGGCUGCAGGCUCCCCCCACACCAUCCCUCUCAAAUUCAAAAGGGGAGUCCCUCUGCACCUCCCUUGGGGGGGGGUAUCUGCAAACGCACCCACUCUUCAUUUUGCUCCUCCUCCCCAGCAUCCCUGUGCAAGCUCCCUCUCCAUCCUUCUCCCUCCUCCUUUGGCAGUGCUCCUCCCCCUCUCCUGCCCCCCCAGCCCCUCCUCCCGCCGCGCUGCUCCUCUCUCUCUCUCUCUCUCUCUCUCUCACACACACACACACACACACACACACACACACACACACACACACACACACACACACACACGCCGCCUCCAGCAGAAUCGAGCCACCGGCUCUAGAGCUGCAGCCGCCACCGCCCCCCUCCCCACCCUCCUCCUCCUCUUCCAUCUCGCCCGCCGUCCUCCCUCCCGCUGCUGCCCCAUCCCAGCCCGCCAGCCAGGCUGGCAGGAGGGCGGCGGCGGCCCCACCAUGAGCCCCGAGGGCGAGUCGACCGGCAGCCGGCGCCGCGGGGUGGAGAACCGGGACUCCCAGCCGCCCCCGCCGCCCGUAGAGCCCCGAGAGCGGGGCCCCGGCUGCCCGCCGCCCGAGCCCCCCGAGCCGCCCGCCGCUGCCGCUCCGCCGCCUGCUCCGCCCGCCCGCUCCGAGCUGCCGCCGCCGCCCCGGGACUCGGGGGACUCGGAGGGCUCGGGGGGCUUAGCCCGCGGGCGAGUCUCGGAGGGCGGCCCCGGGGAGCCCGAGGCCGGCGGCGGCGACCAGCCGGAGAGGCGCUCGGUGUGCAGCAGCCGCAGCAGCAGCAGCGGCGGGGAGAGGCGCGCCGGCCACCAGCACCAGCACCAUCAGCCCAUCUGCAAAAUCUGCUUCCAGGGCGCCGAGCAGGGCGAGCUGUUAAAUCCCUGUAGAUGUGAUGGGUCAGUCCGGUAUACCCAUCAGCUGUGCCUGCUAAAAUGGAUCAGUGAGAGGGGCUCCUGGACAUGCGAACUUUGCUGCUACAGAUACCAUGUCAUAGCCAUUAAAAUGAAACAGCCUUGCCAGUGGCAAAGCAUUUCUAUAACACUGGUUGAGAAAGUUCAGAUGAUUGCUGUAAUCCUAGGAUCCCUGUUCUUAAUAGCGAGUGUGACAUGGCUCCUCUGGUCAGCCUUCAGCCCCUAUGCAGUGUGGCAGAGGAAGGACAUCCUUUUUCAGAUCUGCUAUGGAAUGUAUGGUUUUAUGGAUCUAGUGUGCAUAGGGCUCAUCGUCCACGAGGGUGCCGCGGUGUACCGGGUGUUCAAGCGCUGGCGGGCCGUGAACCUGCACUGGGACGUACUCAACUACGACAAGGCCACGGACAUCGAGGAGAGCAGCCGGGGAGAGCCGUCCAGCAGCCGGACUCUGUGGCUGCCCUUGACGGCUCUGCGCAACAGGAACCUGGUGCACCCCACGCAGCUGAGCUCGCCCCGCUUCCAGUGCGGCUACGUUUUCUUCCAUCUGUUCAACCGCCUGCGGACCCACGACGACCUGUCAGAGGACAGCAGCUCCGGGGAGGUGGUGAUGCGAGUCACCUCGGUGUGACAGCAGGCCCGGGGAGGCCACCCCGUGCCUUGGGGGAGUGGGGGUCAACACCGAAGCACGCGGGAGGACACAUAAUCUAUGAACUUUUUAGAAAUUUAAAAAAAAAUUAAAAUAAAAAUUUAUGCUUUUUAUAUGAACAUUUGAACAGCAAAUACAUUUUUCUGAAGAAAAAAAAAGCAAAAAUGAGUCGCUUAAUUUUUCGCUUUGGGCUUGGCUUUCUUAUUUAUCACCGCUUUUCUACUAAGUUGGGACUUGAGGUUAUUUCACUUCACUUGGUGGGGGCCGGUGGGAGCGCACCCAGUUAAGCACACACAUCACCCUGCUCAAGGACCUGGGUUCGAGACCUCCACUCCCCACCUGC
Molecule: messenger RNA, 1948 nt
Organism: Erinaceus europaeus (western European hedgehog)
Lineage: Eukaryota; Metazoa; Chordata; Mammalia; Eulipotyphla; Erinaceidae
Gene: MARCHF11
Product: membrane associated ring-CH-type finger 11
Exons: 4
Coding region: 508-1587 (359 amino acids)
Biological process (GO): protein ubiquitination
Molecular function (GO): zinc ion binding; ubiquitin-protein transferase activity
Source: RefSeq, a predicted model, not a curated record